AUGAGGCAGUACUGGCACACGGACGAGGUGUCACGCCAGCAUGGCAACUCAGCUGAGUGCGACAUGUGGAAGGCGAGUAAGUCUCCUGCAGCUCACCGCCACCCUCGGCGGCAGCUCACCAAGCCGGGCUGGGGCGAUAAUGUGUACGCCAAAUUUCUCAACGGGGCGUCUUACAAGAGCUUCAAGGAGCGACCAGGCGACGAAUUCACUUACCCUGGCCGCACGCUCUUCCUCUCGACGCGGUGCAAGUGCCUGGUCCUCCCUGCCAUGGAGCAGUGCGCGUGCAAGAUCCACUCGCAGCAGAUGCUAUACAUCGAGGCCCUGGCCAAUGUCGACAUAACCAGCCACGGGGAGUGCCGGUGUCGAUGGUGCAACGCAGAUGGCGGCAGCAGGUGGCGAGAAACGUGGAAGCACUUGGGCACAUUCUCCCAUGCGAUUGCCUGCCCCAAGGUCAACUUGCGGGCAACGGACCCGGAGGGUGACGGUUGGAUGGGGCGGAAACCAGAGUGCAACGCUUUGGACUGCGCGAAGUGUGGGUUUGGGGGGGCUGACGGCGUUCCCAUCUGCAGCAAGCUAAAGAACUCCGAGUAGACGGUGGUGUGGAACAUGUUCGAGGACGUGAUCACUGCGCCUGCAUCAGCAGAUGGGAAGAUCAAGGCCAAGAAACUCGCCAACCAGACCGCGCCGAAGGAGGGUAAGCUCUGCGAUCUUUGGUCGGCGUUCAAAGAGCUCACC
Molecule: messenger RNA, 735 nt
Organism: Ectocarpus sp. CCAP 1310/34
Lineage: Eukaryota; Phaeophyceae; Ectocarpales; Ectocarpaceae
Source: the annotation of a GenBank genome assembly